Oncorhynchus keta (chum salmon) is the source of this 300-nucleotide messenger RNA. RefSeq names its product alpha-actinin-1-like. Gene Ontology annotation, biological process: actin cytoskeleton organization; muscle cell development. NCBI's taxonomy places the organism in Eukaryota, Metazoa, Chordata, Actinopteri, Salmoniformes, Salmonidae. Gene Ontology annotation, molecular function: actin filament binding. The annotation marks the transcript as partial. Gene Ontology annotation, cellular component: cortical actin cytoskeleton; stress fiber; cell junction. The transcript has 4 exons. The record is from RefSeq and is a predicted model, not a curated record.
AUGGCUGCCAGACCAGAGAUGACGUUCACGGCCUGGUGCAACUCCCACCUGAGGAAAGCAGGAACACAGAUCGAGAACAUCGAGGAGGACUUCAGGGACGGACUGAAACUCAUGCUGCUGUUGGAGGUGAUAUCAGGUGAGAGCUUGGCCAAACCAGAGAGAGGGAAGAUGAGAGUUCACAAGAUCUCCAACGUCAACAAAGCUCUCCACUACAUCACCAGUAAAGGAGUCAAGCUGGUGUCCAUCGGAGCUGAGGGUGAGUUCAACAAUAUCCUGGUCACUAUUGACACUGACUGGAAU